AUGGACACUGGCGACUAUGAAACUAAUACUUUAGUUGUUAGUAACAUCUCAACCAUUACCUUCGCCUUCUAUGAACCCGCGGCUUCUUCCUCAUCCACACUCUUCAGCUCUGGUGGCAAUGAAAUCGAGGCCGCUUUUCGUAAGGAUGGAUAUCUCGCGUUUCUGGAUGCUAGUCGAAGGGGGUUGUGGUGCUUUCGUCUUGUGAUCAAGGGCAAGUCUUCUACCGAUUUGGUCGAUACUCCGUAUUUCGAGCGGAACGUUGAAAGCGCUGGAUUCAUGCUAAGCGUUACCGAGGAGGGGACAUUCGAGCCAGCUGCGCUAGUCAAACACCGAUUCUACGGUCAUAAUGCAGCUAACACACCAAGUAGCUCGUCCUCGAGCGCUUCCUCCGCUCUGGACGCAGCCUUUCGUAGCGCCCAGUCUGCCACAACUCCAUCCUUUCCGGGAUCUGUCGCCGAAUCGGAUGGCAAGACCGUCGGGUCGUCAGACUCAAAAAUGAGUUCUUCUACAUCAGUCCGAGAUGUCUAUGAGUGCCUCCUCCAGGCUUCAUAUUCCGCGAUAACGUCAUGCCUCUCUGCAAAGACUGGUGCUGUACCUCUGACAUCCCGGACACUACUCUUACCAGCAGUCGAUCAGACCGAAUGCAGCACCUCCACACCAAUCCUUGCAUCAUUACGGAUAUAUCUCACAACAACCGGGUGCCUAAUAGUUAGUCUGAGCCACUCUUUCGCCAAUAGCCUCAUUACAUUGUCCGAAAACAUUACUAGCCAGCUGCCACCAUUGGGAGUUACCGUUCUGGCAGCCCCUUUAGGAAUGUUUGCAACCUGUCAUCUAUAUAGCUUGACUGAGGCAACUACUACGGAUGCAAGUCUUGGCCAGUCUCCAGACACCCAACAUCGCUUUAGACAUGAGAGAGACGAGGGGCCCUGGAGAAAUCUAUGCUCGAGAUUGAUACAGUCUCGAACAGCCUCCUUAUCAGCGAAGGCAUCACAGAAAUUUGUGGGACUUCAGCGCUUGCGGCGAAAACUAGUUGAACAGAAUAGCGAUGGGAAACGAACUCCAAUGAUGGGCACCGCUCCCAACAUACGCUGGCCCGCAAAUUUAUGCUUCUGCAAAACGCUCACAAAUUUAUCGAUGAACGGAUCUGAGGAGCUGAUUGGAUCUCAGCUGGAGAAGAGUUUUGACCCCCUUACUGCUGCAAAGACGUGGUUUUCCAGCAGUGCUGAACGAGAGGCAAUAAUCAGUCAAAAGAAGAAAGAAAGAGAUACUCUAGCAGUACAAGAAGGGGCGCUUCCAGAGCAGCAGGUUCAGAUCUCUAAUAGUUUAUCUCCUCUUGCCUCACACCGGCCUACCCAAAGCGGCAUCCUAGGGAGUACAAUGUACCCAACACCACCUCAAGGGGUUAUAGGCGUUACGCCAUCGAUGGACGGUACCCUCUCCAGCCCUAGUAAUAAUCUUACUGCUCCAAACAUGGCCGAGAUGGAUGCUGCAUCGCAUCCACCGGCAGAGUUAUAUGGCGAAAACUGGGAGAGCACAGAAAUCAAACGAGAGCGCGCCGGUACUUCAUUCGAAUCGGAAAACCUCUUUGGCGAGCUGGGCCCAGAUAUGUUUGGAGAUAACGAUAUCACAGAGGCGGACUUCAGUUUCUUCGACCAACAGCCCGACGGCAAUAUAGAUUUGACCUCUUUAGAUCUGGCCACUGUUCCUAAUGCUAAUGCCACUCCUAGUCUCGAUGUUAGUCUGGCAGCAAGUCAGGUGCCUCCUAAUAAAAUGGACCCGCCGCACAUAUCUGCCUCUGAGCUUACGCCCACGUUCGCAAAGCCAGAGCUUCGACACGCUCGGAGCUCAUUGGGUGAUGAACCGCGUCGACCUGUCUCAGACGUGAACCAAACAAGCAACGCAAUGAUCAAAAGACCUGCAAGUCCAUUCAAUCCAGACACGGUCUAUAAGAGGAUCCGAGCAUCUCUUGACAAUCAUAAGGCUACACAGCAGAACUCACUAGUUUACGCAAACCAUAAUAGUAUAUUUGAUAAGGUAGAUUUCGGGCCAGGUCUUUCAUUGGUCAAUAGUAAGUAUGAGGGAAGUGGACGGUUCGACUUUUCUAUGAACCAAUCGAAGGCAACUAGACCUUCCAACCUCGAGACACCCGCAACAACCGACUAUCUUCGGCGCCAUGGUAAGGGCCGAAAAAAUCUCAAAGAGCUGCCAAUGGCAUAUGGUGAGCUGCUCAUCCGUAUGCGAGGCAAUCAGAACUCGGCUUCCAAUCGUCCUAGUCCUCAGCAUCUCGAUGCCCCUCAUUCAGAUGCGGAUGAUAUGAGUCUAAUGUCUGAUCAAGAUGAUUCAAGUUAUGACAGUGACGAGCCUCCGUCCCCAGUGAAGUCGUCAAGUAUUCGACGCCGCCGCGGUGAUGAUGACGGUGACUCGCUAGCUACCUCAUUCAAAGAUUUAGAAAUGAUGGAUGCUGCAGCCCCCCAUCUACCUUUUGAGCUGUCGCGAAACUCGAAGUAUGAAAUUGACAUACCGCUGACCAAGUAUUUUGCGGAUCCCGAACCUGCCUGGGUUCAAUAUUCGUUACCAGAUGACCAAUUCAUCAUGGCCGCACAGAUCUUAACUGAUCAAGUCACGGCUAGUACACUACUAUCAGGCACAGUCACUGAUUCUCCGCUUCAUUCGGGAGUAGAUCGACGCCGUCAUCUCUCCAACAUAACACGUAACGCAAUAAAGGAGCUUCAGCAAGGCUUCCCUGUUUAUUUCCAGUCCACCACAGGCCAUCAGUUGCGUUCGUUUAUUGAACUCCCAGAUGUCCCUCUCCUGGGUCAACCUACUCGAUUACAACCAAGGCCGCCAGGUUCAGACCACAUUAAGCCAAGUAAUAUCUUUCAAAUUCCCUCCCCUCGGUUCGAGAUGCGGCGUUAUGAAUCUAGGCUAUCCGUUCUACCUUCAUCUAUAUCAUUUUGGGAAAGCUUGGGCUUAAGCCCUACGCACGGCACGAAAGAUAUUAAUGCAAUUUGUCUUUUCCCCAAUCAAGAAGGUGUUUCGGACAGUAUUUCAGUAUUCACAGACAGAAUGCGAAGUACCUACGAGUCCUUCAAGCUGGGUUCAUUCAGCAGAUUAUCGACGCCGUCUGGUGACGAGGACGGUUUAUUUCCGUUCGACCUCGAGAAAGAGGUUAUUUCGUUCGGCAAAACCACGUCUUUCUUAGGGCCAUCUCUUCAGAGCUGUGCAUCGAGAGUGUGCAAAGCACUCUCGACCGUUUCGGCUGAGCAGAUGAAUUUUGUGAUCUUCUUUGUUUACACACCAGAUGUUCCAGGGUCGAUAGUCGAAUGUUGCGCUGCCUUUAACGAGAUUUUUGAAGGUUAUAAGAGAAUCCUAACUAACAAGAAACUGCCCUUUGUGAACGAAAUGGCUCUUCAAUUGAUACCCCAAAACCUAGUUGCAUCAUCCAGUUCGGUUCCUAUGCCAUCGCCAUCGGAUUUAUCAAAACUUGCACUUGAAAUCUACGACAGAUGCACAAUUUUUGGUGGCGCUAUGCCAUCCCCGGCUAUCAUGCUUGAGCAAGCUCUACCUCGAAUGAUUGACUUCAAAUUGAACCCAACGCCUUCAACAUCUGUGUUGCAUGAGAAUUCAUGCCUCCAUCUCGGGUAUGCUCAAAGCAUAGACGAAAGGUGGAUCACGGUGGCAUGGACAGACAAUAGGGGUAGCCAGCAAAUGACCACAUCGUACUGUCUGGGAAGGAAAGGGAAAAAUAUAGCCACACCCUUGGCGGACGUUAUUCAUGAGAUAUGGUCGACCACCCGAGAACUCAUCUCCUCUUGGAAAGUCAACUGGCGCAUCAUAGUGGCUAAAUGCGGCGUAAUGGAUAUCCAUGAGAUUGAACUGUGGUCUAGCCUGGUACAACCAGAUCCCAAAUCUGGCAUCAACUUGACUCUAGUCACGGUUGACACUGAUCCAUCUCUACAAUUACUCCCCCCAGCAGCCAAAAUACCAAACAACGCUACCUCCAUCCUCUAUACUACCCCUGGAUCGACCCCACAAGGGGCAACAGUGUCUCCAGAGCAGAGCGGUAAUGCCACAACCCCGUUCCGGGACAAUGCUACAACGAGCGGGCAGACACCGGGCGGCGACAAUAACGCAACGGACUCAGAUAUUGAUGCCACCCUGACAGACACUACUGACCAAACGUGGGGUGUUAUUUUAUCGCAUAGACUACAGUCUUCGGUAUCCUUAACGGACCCAAACCCGGUCCUUGUCAGUGGAUACCUCGUGAAGCGCUCAGGAGUUAACAUUGUUCACAGCGAGAACAACCCUAGAGCAUAUGAGGCCCUCCUGCGGGAAAUGCUUACAUAUUACCGAGGUCUGGGCACACUUGCCCGGACCCGGGGUAUGAUAGAUAAAGACACCGAUAUACGGCCGUGGCACAUCGCCGCUGCUGAAAAGGGCGUCAGAGCAUUGUACAUGCUGAUGUAA
Messenger RNA from Xylaria bambusicola, 4467 nucleotides. Its product is annotated as mediator complex subunit 13 C-terminal-domain-containing protein. Gene Ontology annotation, biological process: regulation of transcription by RNA polymerase II. Gene Ontology annotation, molecular function: transcription coregulator activity. The transcript has 3 exons. Gene Ontology annotation, cellular component: mediator complex. The record is from RefSeq and is a predicted model, not a curated record. NCBI's taxonomy places the organism in Eukaryota, Fungi, Ascomycota, Sordariomycetes, Xylariales, Xylariaceae. The coding region runs from base 1 to 4467 and encodes 1488 amino acids.